This is a messenger RNA of Didymosphaeria variabile, 2241 nucleotides long. RefSeq lists its product as uncharacterized. The coding region runs from base 1 to 2241 and encodes 746 amino acids. Gene Ontology annotation, biological process: actin cortical patch localization. The record is from RefSeq and is a predicted model, not a curated record. NCBI's taxonomy places the organism in Eukaryota, Fungi, Ascomycota, Dothideomycetes, Pleosporales, Didymosphaeriaceae. Gene Ontology annotation, cellular component: plasma membrane. The transcript is spliced from 2 exons.
AUGGUUCGCGAAGACGACGUCUCGGUCGACGAAUUGUCGCAGGUCUCGUCGUUCGGAGACGUAAAACCCAUGAGGCUGCGCGCCCAGUACCCCGCCGAUUCCGUCGAGAACCAUGUCGAGUACAUUCUGGUCGCCUCCUUUGACAUUGACCGCGGGUCGGUCAUGGAACACCAAUAUCCGGGGCCUAUAAGUGGGGACGAGACUAUGUUGGCAGAGCUCAUGUUGCCCGACCAGACACACAUGCGGAGCCAGGACUGGACCAUAUUCUUUCUACACAAAGAUACGAGUCAGGAAGAAGAGGAGAAAGAGGCACGAAGAGAAAGGCGCAGGAAGGGCAAGCAGAAGGAAAACCAAGAUGUGGAUGGGGAGGACACCACCGCCGGCGCAGAGGAGUACGAUGACGAUGACUACUCCGAGAGCGAGGACGAGAUGGAUCCUGACGGUCCGCCGCUUGUAUACGUGCUGAACCUCGUAAAUACCAAACAGGACAACACCGUGAAGAGAGGAGCCAUCGUCAAGGCAAUGGCCAUUUGCACGAGACACCCCUUUCUACACAUCUACAAACCUUUAUUACUACUCGCUCUCGAGGAAUAUUUUCGAGCACCAGUCAUGGAGACGUUGGCUUCCCUCUACAAUGCGCUCAACGCCAUGGACUUAUCAUUGCUUCCCAAGCUCUCCCAGUUCGAGAAUUUUGUCCUGCAAGCGACCGACGCCAAAGACAUGUUCAUCGAGAAGUUCGAACAGAUAAUACGACAACGCAGAUCCGAAGAGGCAGAGCGAGCCUCUCUUCCUUCGGCCUCGUCCGCCGACAUGCAAAGAAAGAAUUACGCACCUCCCAGAGAUACCCAUGAAUUCGAGUCCAGAGUGCUCUACAACGGCGUUCCGGUUCCCAUUAAAGUACCUACUGUAUUAAGUCCUGAGACAGUUGGUGACUUCUCCCUCGUCAAGCUUAUCCAGACUUUCUCGACGCCUCACAUGACCCAACCGCAGCCUUUUGCUCUACAUCCCCACCUGACGACAAGCGGCGCUUAUACACAUCCUAUCAUCGUGCUAGUCAAUGCUCUUCUCACGCAGAAGCGCAUCAUCUUCCUCGGCCACAAUCGACCGUCCGGCGAAGUCGCCGAAGCUGUUCUUGCAGCCUGCGCUCUUGCCUCUGGCGGUAUGCUGCGAGGAUUCGUGCGCCACGCUUUCCCCUAUACCGACCUUACAAAGGUCGACGACCUCCUCAAAGUCCCCGGCUUCAUCGCCGGUGUUACCAACCCUGCCUUCUCAUAUAAGCCUGAAUGGUGGGAUCUAUUAUGUGACCUUCCAACUGGGCGAAUGAAAAUCAGCAACAAGAUCGAACUACCUCAAGCAACAGAAGGCCAAGUCUUCUUUCAAAGUCAAGGCAUACCUGUCGGAAUAUACCCAUCAGGAGGCGAUAGCAAAGGGGCCGUCGAUCCUACAGGAGAUACACACUUCAUGGAGAACCUUCUAACGAGCAUUGCCAACCGCCACGGUGAAAACGCCAUUCGCGCCAAAUGGCGUUCGUGGGUCCUUAAAUUUGCUCGCAUAGCCGCCGCCUUUGAAGAAACCGUCUACGGCGCGUCGGCUCUCUUCGUCGGCUCCCACGAGACAGAAGAAAACGUCUACGGGGUCUCGGGUCAUGGCUACGUCUGGCCCGACGAGAUAUCUAAAUUGCGGGAGCUGGCAGCCAAUGUGCACCGUGUAGAAGGAUGGAGAAACACGAGGAGCUAUUAUAGCUUCAUUCAGGAUCUGGCGAGACAGUGGGAGAAGCGACCCGUCCGAGGCAUCGAUCUUCACCAUCAACAUGACAAACUCCGCUGUCUAAAGUUAACACACGAUCAAUCGGCUGCUAUAUACCUUGCACUCGCCCGCUGUGUUGAAGAAGCCGGCGGCCCUAAACCCUCGCCCUCACCGUCAGACACGGAUCUUUCCACCACCACGACCUCGCGGUCCCUGACUAUAGCCAAUGAUCCAGACCGAAAGCCAGGCGAGCAGCUACAAUAUGACACGGUUCUGCAGCUUCUCUGCGUCAUACCCGAGACCAACUCUGGGCUCUUCUAUGUGAGCCUGGGAUUGUUUCACCCGAGGCAGGACGUCAGAGCUGCCGUGGUGAAGCUGCUGGAGAGGAUCAUCGAACAUCCCGCUGGAAGACAUUUUUGGGCUACGCUGGGGAAGUUCGCAAAGUUGGCGUUCUUCAGAGUGAAGAGGGAGGAAGGCAGGGAAGCAAAGACGUAG